UUUGAUCCCUUCCAUUCAAAGGAAGGAAGGCUUAAAGUAUUGGACCCUAAGUCAAGAUGGGUGGCUGAAUUUAUAUUGAGGUGGUUGUGGAAGAUAGUUGCACUUAAUUUGAGAAUUCAUUUUGAAUACGACAUGAACCAUAAUGAUUUUCAUUCGAAUUACAAAUGUGGAUGAAAAUGGUUUUCAUCCAAGCAAAACAUGAAGACACCCUGUUUCCAAAACCGAAAACGUAGUUGUAUGCAAAUGAAAAUCUAAAAUGACAAGCACUUCAAUGUUAAAACAAAAGAAGUGAUAAAAAAAGGGAGAAACAAAAAUACUUGAAGCCGUAAUGAAAAAACCACACGCAAGUUGGUUCACAGUUGACACGUUGGCUUCUUUAUGAAAGAAGCAAUCAGCUUAAGGGCUUCCGCCGCUUACUUAGAUUCCUCUGCCUUCUUGUUUCGACACUUUAUAAUCCUUUUAUUCUUCCUUCUUGAAGACAUUGUUAUCAUUACUGCUAACAUGAAAACAAAGGUUAUUGUUUUCCUCGUACUAGUGUUUGUAUCUUUCAGUGGGUUUUCUCAAGGCCAACUUAAAGUUGGUUUCUAUUCCAACACAUGCCCAGAUGCCGAGUCCAUUGUCUCUGGCGUUGUUCGAAAUGCUGCCCAGUCUAGCUCCAACAUCCUUCCUGUCUUGCUCAGGCUCCACUUCCAUGACUGCUUUGUUGAGGGCUGUGAUGGUUCAAUUCUGAUAGAAAAUGGUCCAAAUGCUGAGAGACAUGCUUUUGGUCACCAGGGAGUUGGGGGUUUCGAAGUGAUAGAUCAAGCCAAAGCUCAACUGGAAGCUACGUGUCCAGGAGUGGUUUCUUGUGCAGAUAUAGUCACAUUAGCAGCUCGAGAUGCUGUAGCUUUGGCAAAUGGACCAUCGUAUGAGGUUCCAACAGGUCGUAGAGAUGGAAGCGUUUCGGAUGUUUCUCUGGCGGACAACAUGCCUGAUGUUAGUAAUUCAAUCCAGCAACUCAAGGCUAAGUUUCUUCACAAAGGACUAUCAGAAAAAGACCUUGUGCUUCUCAGUUCAGCGCAUACAAUUGGAACCACAGCAUGUUUUUUCAUGACCAAACGCCUUUACAAUUUCUCCCCUGGUGAGGGGUCGGAUCCUGCAAUCAACCCUGAGUUUUUACCACAACUGCAAUCUGUUUGCCCUCAGAAUGGAGACGUGAAUGUAAGAUUACCAAUUGAUCAGGGAAGUGAGCAAACAUUUGAUAAACAGAUUCUAGACAACAUUAGGAAUGGGUUUGCAGUGCUAGAAUCUGAUGCCAGGCUAUACGACGAUGAAACGACUAGGCUUGUUGUUGACUCCUAUUUUGAACAGCUCAAUCCAAUAUUUGGAACCUCUUUCGAAGCAGAUUUUGUUGAAUCCAUAGUGAAGAUGGGCCAGAUUGGUGUCAAAACAGGGUCCCGAGGAGAAAUCAGGCGUGUUUGUACAGCUUUCAAUUGAAGGAAUUAUACAACAAAUCAGAUACAAAUAAUUUAGCUUGUUUGAUAUCACAUAAUUGGUUCAUUCCUUAGCAAUAAGAUGCAUUGCUUACAAGUGAAAUUAACUGUAAAUUGUUUGGUUUUGAAGUUGAACAAAAAGGGUUGUUGGUUGUUUAGUGUGAAACUCCAAAACUUGUUUGAUAUUGUCAUAAAUGAUUACAGAUUACUUGAUAAACAAACAAGCAAGCCAUGAUUUUAUCAUCUACUUGACCAAAGAUUUUUGACAUUUGGGAGAAAGGAUUAGGAAAGUUACUUCUUCGAUGCCUUGCAUCAGCUGGCAGAAGAAGAUUACAAAGAUUCACAUGUUGCAACUGUCGGUUCAUGCUUCAAAUAUAGGCCUCGCGUAAUGGGCUCAUGCAAGUGACAGUGAUUUUAUGACUUUCGAGACGAUAAUGCAAUUUUUAAUAUCCUAAUUUUGUCUUAUUUCCUUUGCUUUUGCUCCUUUGAAAUGAACGGGCACUUGAUCACAGAGAAAACAGACUGGGACAAAAAUUCCUGACGACUG
This is a messenger RNA of Durio zibethinus, 2019 nucleotides long. Its product is annotated as peroxidase superfamily protein. NCBI's taxonomy places the organism in Eukaryota, Viridiplantae, Streptophyta, Magnoliopsida, Malvales, Malvaceae. Gene Ontology annotation, molecular function: peroxidase activity; heme binding. The record is from RefSeq and is a predicted model, not a curated record. Gene Ontology annotation, biological process: response to oxidative stress; hydrogen peroxide catabolic process.